UUUACGGUGCUGGGGUAGAUUACAUAGUCGAGGUGUAUGUAAUUUAACAAUAAUUUUAUUUCGUAUUGUAGAUUAUUUAUUUUGUCAUCUCAUAACUAAACAUACAUAUAAAAUGGUGGUAAAUGGACUUUAGCGAGUGAUUUUAUCGGUUUGGUGCUGAAACUUUCAAGUUAUGGCUGGUGAUUUUAUAUGUGCUAGGACAACGUUAUGGUAAUUUACCCAUGUUACCGUGCUUCACCUAUAUACCUGGCGUUGGACUCUGAAGAUGGUGAAGUGAGCGUAGCGAGAUGGUGCUUAGUUUGCUAGCUCUCUUGCUCCUCGCCCGCGCCGCGCACUUGUUCGCUCUCGAUAUAUCGCAAUGCAUCGCCCCGCUCGGUAUGGAGAGCGGACUGAUCGCUGACCGGGACGUGACGGCCAGCUCCUCGUACAACGACGGCAACGUGGGCUCGCAGAACGGACGGCUGAACCAGGAAAUCAAAGGUGGCGCAUGGUGUCCGAAGUCGCAGAUCACCACCGAGUCUGCCGAAUGGCUGGAGAUCAACCUACACACUGUCCACGUCAUCUCCGCUACGGGCACCCAGGGGCGGUUCGGCAACGGCCAGGGGGUGGAGUACGCUGAGGCCUAUGUCCUGGAGUACUGGAGACCGAAGUUGGGCAAGUGGAUUCGGUACCGAGGCGCUGACGGGCAAGAGGUCCUCACCGGUAACUCCAACACCUAUUUGGAGAAGAAGAACCAAUUGGACCCUCCGAUUUGGGCGUCGAAGAUUCGCUUCAUCCCUUACACCACCCACCGGCGCACGAUAUGCAUGAGAGUCGAACUCUACGGCUGCUUCUGGAGUGUCGGCAUCGUCUCGUACUCAAUGCCGAAAGGCGACAAGCGCAGCAACGGCAUUGAGCUGACCGACCUGACGUACGACGGGCAAUGGGGCGAGGAGCUGAGGAAUGGGCUGGGCCAGCUGGUCGACGGUCAGUUCGGAGGCGACGAGAUCCGCGAGGCAGCUAAGAGCGCCGCCUGGGUCGGAUGGCGGAACGACUCUAGACCCACCCCGCCGGUGCUGACCUUCGAGUUCGACAAGGUUCGGGAGUUCAGCGCCGUCCAUCUGUUCUGCAAUAACAAGUUCAUGAGGGACGUUCAGGUUUUCUCCGAGGCGAUAGUAACGUUCUCGAUCGGCGGCCGCCAUUUCCAAGAUGAGCCCAUCCGCUACACCAACGUGCGGGACAACAUCUUCGAGAACUCGCGGAACGUCACCAUCAAACUUCACCACAGGAUCGGGAAGUGGGUUCGCAUCCAGCUACACUUCUCGGCGCGAUGGAUCCUCAUCAGCGAAGUUGUGUUCGAUUCCGACGUAGCUCAAGGUAACUACACGCCCGAGAUCCUGAAGCCGACGAACGGGAAGGACAAAGCGAAGAUACAAACCAGCAGCGACCUGCCCAUAUCCACGGCGCACCAGGAGGAUCCAUUGUAUAUGGCCAUCGUUGUCGGCGUGCUGUCCGCCCUCGUGAUAAUGCUGGCGGUUGCCGUCUUCCUCAUCAUCCACAGGCAUAGACACAGGAAAUGCUUCGCUUCACCCCUUGCCAAGACGACAAUCGCUCAAAGGUCUGUCCCAGACAAUUACAACCCUUGCGGUACGUCGAUGCUCCCUGACAAUAAGAUGAUAAUCGAUCGAAUCGAUUGCGGUUUGGACGUCAAAUCCGACGAGUACCAGGAGCCUUAUCAAGCCAUCAAGUGCCCGCCGAACUUAAGCUACAGCACCGUGCUGUUGGAAAUGAAGGACUUCGCUAAAGACUCGAACACCGCUUUAUCAGACAGCUCGAACUACGACUACGCAGUGCCCGAGUUGUGUUCAGCCCCACUCCUCAACAAGCGCCGACUGGUGGACAGCCUGUCUGACCGCGCCACCGAGAUCAUGUCCGACCACGAAGCCCUCACCGAGUUCGACGCGCGACGCUCAGCCGCAAGUUCCAUACGCUCCAAGCACAGCACCAGGUCGCCGAGCCAGCAGGAAAUACUGAUGGAUGUGAAGCGGCGGCUCGAGGGGCCCAACGUCAUUGAGUUCCCGCGGCACCGGCUGCGAAUGAUCUCCAAACUUGCCGAGGGCUCUUUUGGCACUGUGUACAUCGCUGAGGCGGACUGCGUCCCGGAGUACAAUGGAACGUUUUCGUCCGAGACGCGGCUAGUCGCAGUGAAGUUCCUCUGCCAAGACGCGUCCUUGAAGGAGAGGUACAUCAUGGACGAGUUCGAGAAGGACGUACGCGUGCUCGCGGCUUUGUCUUCGCCCCAUUUGUCGAGAGUGCUGGGCGUCUGCCGUUCGCCGCCAGUUGCUGUUGUCCUCGAGUACUUAGAACUGGGUGACCUGUGCGCGUUUCUGCGUACCGGCCCGCCCCCAAGUACGGGUACGCUGCUACACAUCGCUGUGCAGAUAGCGUCCGGCAUGCACUACCUCGAGUCGCUGAACUUCGUGCACCGCGACGUGGCUGCCAGGAAUUGCCUGAUCGGCAAGGGCUACUAUAUCAAGAUCAGCGAUUUCGGCACCGACAUCGAGGCGUACGCUUGCGAUUACUACAAGGUGGACGGAAGGGUGCCGCUACCAAUCCGCUGGGCCGCGUGGGAGUCGGUGCUCCGCGGGAAAUACACCACCAAGAGUGACGUGUGGUCCUUCGGCGUCACCUUACACGAGCUGUUCUCGCUCUGCCGCAGACGCCCUUACGAACACUUCACCGAGUCUGAGGUUUUGGAAAACCUGUCGCACGUGCAGGCGAACAACGGCCUAUUCGAGUGCAUAGAGCGUGCCCCGGGCUGCCCUCGAGACGUGUACGAGCUGAUGGUGGAGUGCUGGCGCCGCGACGAGCUGGACCGGCCCACUUUCGCUGAACUCCUCUCCCUCCUGCAGAGGAAGACUGCCACGUACUCCUCGUGACUGCGCGGCGGCCUCGCUCAUGGCAACUCGUGGCUGUAAAACGCCUUCACUUUAUCUAUUACCAGAUCGCCGCACUCUUACCUCUUCUCUCUCCCUCUUAUUUCUGCGUUCUUAGCUAGUUCAAGAAGUCUAGAAGCCGACACACAUACGAUUGCAUAUAACGAUCCAUUUCUCUCACUCAUAUUUCUGCGAUUUUAGCCUACGUCAGAAGCCUAGAAGUCCACACACAUACGAUUGCAUAAAACGACCCAUUUUUCUCCCUCAUAUUUCUGCAACCUUAGCCAUUGCCAGAAGCCUAGAAGCUGUGGGCUUCUAGGUCUAGAAGCCGCAAACAUACGACUGCCUAAAACAAUAGAUUACUCACCCUCAUAUUUCUGCGAUCUUAAGUAAUUGUAGAAGCAUAGAUCUUAGCUUGUUCCAGGAAUCUAUUAGUCUACACACAUAUGACUGCAUAAAACAUUCCACUUGGAUGAAAGUUAUGCAAUACUUACUAAACCACAAUUACUCUAAUUUUGAUCGAAUAUGGCUAAGAACUACCAUGAGAGUUUUCUGUCACUUGUGUCGUAAUGUAAAGAAUAUUUUCGUUGAUCUUUUAAUGUAAAGUUUGUUUUAAAAUAUCCAUUGACUUUGUUUGUUUUUAAUUAUUUUUAAACACGCAUAAACUAAUGAAAAUAUUCCGGAUAAAAAUGAGAAUAGUCCGUGACAAGUCGAAUUGUCAAUCUUAACAAUAAUACCCAGAUAAAUUUGCUAAUAACAACGCAAGCAAAGAUUUAAAUUCAGUGUGAAUUGGUGAAGCACCAAGAAUUACCCCGUUUCCGGCCUCACCUUACAGAUCGUGCCUUGUCGAUUUGUCCUGGACUGUACUUGCUAGUCUAUUUAGGAUUUUAUCAAUUCAUACAGAAUUUGAGUACGAGUUGAAUUCAUCCAAAACUUUUAAUACCCUUAAUUUUUUUUUAUAUGUUUUAUAUUGCAUUGUAAGUUGGUGGCGAUCUGGUUAAUAGAUUAGUGGGCCAGUGACGGAAAAAAGAUUAUAAUUUUGAUUUGUAAAAAUGGUUUGUCACUUUCUUGGUAUUUGUCAUUCUCCGGUUAAAGAUACUUAAAUAUGUACG
Pararge aegeria (speckled wood butterfly) is the source of this 4027-nucleotide messenger RNA. It is a transcript of the gene Tkz, whose product is annotated as discoidin domain-containing receptor 2-like. The record is from RefSeq and is a predicted model, not a curated record. Lineage: Eukaryota; Metazoa; Arthropoda; Insecta; Lepidoptera; Nymphalidae. Bases 288 to 2918 code for a protein of 876 amino acids. Gene Ontology annotation, biological process: multicellular organism development; protein phosphorylation; positive regulation of kinase activity. Gene Ontology annotation, cellular component: signaling receptor complex. The transcript is spliced from 16 exons. Gene Ontology annotation, molecular function: protein tyrosine kinase collagen receptor activity; collagen binding; ATP binding.